Messenger RNA from Drepanopeziza brunnea f. sp. 'multigermtubi' MB_m1, 1965 nucleotides. RefSeq lists its product as uncharacterized. The record is from RefSeq and is a predicted model, not a curated record. Lineage: Eukaryota; Fungi; Ascomycota; Leotiomycetes; Helotiales; Drepanopezizaceae. Gene Ontology annotation, molecular function: protein binding.
AUGGACGAUGAUGCGCCGAUGAAGACGUCAGCGCAUGCGGCGUAUCUGGAAAUAGUGAAUCUGGCAGCCAGCGGGCUUUGGAAGAUGCCCAAGAUCGGUUACGGAGCAGCAAAAUCCGAGGUUGAGCUUGAUAUUCUCACUGGCUCGCACACCACCGUCCUUUGCACCGAUAUCAAAAUGGACAUAGUCGCUCCAACGUCUUCGAAGGGGGUAGGAGAGCCUCCGUUGUUUCUAGGGGCGACGGUCUUAUUCUCGUUGAGGGAGCCGGUAGAGAGUGCGAGGGAGGAUGAAGAUAUGAGGGAGGAGAGAUGGGUCAACGCUGAGAGGCUGCGGUAUAGUGUUGGAGACGGGAUCCUGAAGCAGGGGACGGUGGUGCCGAUGGAGGGCGAGAGGAACUUUUUCAUGCCUCGCCGAGCCGGAGGCAACGAUAAACAAGCUGAUAAACAAGCUGCAAAGCCAGUUACUGGCAGUACCUUCGACGCAAUCGCUCCCUCCCUCCCAGCCACGUCCCGCAAGUCCCAGGCGGCAGAACUCGUCGAGAGCGAGUCGGAGGGAUCGGGCCACCCUGCUCCAAAGACAACCACUGGCCCGAAGACUGCGAAGGCAGCAGAAAACCAACGAAAACACGAGGAAGCGAUGAAGGAGAAGGCUUUGAAGAAGGCGCAGGAGAACGAGGCCAAGAAGGCCGACGAUAGAGCCUUGGCCCAGGGCAUCGCCAUGGCACAGAAGGAGAGAGCAAAUUUGGAGAAGCAACGUCAGCAGGAAGAGCUGAAGAAGCAGCAGGAAGAGCAGGAAGAGCAGAAGGCCCUUGCGGCGAAGAGAUAUCUCCAGGAGCAAGAAGAUCUUGCAGAGUGGGAGAAGAUUAAAAAGUGUUUCGAUAUUGAGCUCAGCGACGAUGGCAAUUUCAAGAAGAUGCAUGAGCUAGAAGUCAGAGAAGCCAUCCGCGAGUGCCUUGAUCUAGAUAUCGAGGAUUACGCGACUGAGGAGGGCGCUCCAACUCUCGAUCACUCCGUCCCGUGGCCACCCUUCGAAGUACGUCCGUCCUCGACUCACGGCACGGGCAUAUUCGCCACGCGCUUCAUCAAGGCUGGUACCGAGUUCUUGCGUGAGAAUGCUAUUAUGAAAGGCAACUGCCGGGACUUCGCGCAGGAGGCCCUCUUCAAAGUCCUGCCUGCGGAGAAGCAAGCCCGUAUCCUGACAUUGCACUCCACAUGCAGCUGCGACGACCCAACUCAAUGCAAAGAGACUCCGCUCAUGAAGAUCUUGAGAUCCAGCACCUUCAAAGUCUCCCACGCAGCUCCUGGAGACGAGUAUCUGGGUCCCUUCAUAUACGAGAUUGCAGGCCGCUUCAACCAUAGCUGUACUCCGAACGCUGCUCGCGGCUUCUCGGAUGUUGGGGAGCUGAUCGUACUUCGAGCAUUCGUGGAUAUCCAGGAGGGCGAGGAGAUCACCAUCGAGUACUUCAGCGAUGGCGGCACCACCACCGAGAGACGCCAGCACCUGUACAAGCAGUACAGAUUCAACUGCGACUGCCGAGCCUGCAUCGCAGGCCUGAGUACCCGAACCGACGACGAGUACAAGAUCUUCCUCGAAUCCACGCGCAGCACCACCUCUCCUAUCCUCAACACCCGCACCGCCGAAGAGAGCGCCAUGCAUAAGGCGGUAGACCAGUGGUAUCGGGUAGUUGCAGCACAGAUCAAGAGGAAUCAAGUCAGACUUACGAUGUUCUUCAGGGAGAUGGAACUCGAGGGUACGAGCUCGCCUGCGCGACGCCAGCUCGAGCUUGAUGAGUGCUUGAAGGAGACCAUGAAGUACGUGAGGAGGGUCAACAAGUACGGCGUCGGGGAAGAUGCUUUGGCGGCGUACGAGGCCGAGGUCAAGGCCAUGCUGGAUGGGCUGGCUGCGAAGCUUACCACGGAGGUCCUGAAGUCUGCCGAGAAGGUCUUCAAAGGCAUGCAGUUGUAG